AUGGCUCACUCCCACUCCCACGAUACCGGCGUUAGCCAUUCCCAUGACGAUCCCUUCAACGGCCAUGGCCAUUCUCACGAGAUCCUGGAUGGCCCCGGCUCGUACGUCAACCGCGAGAUGCCUUUGAUCGAGGGCCGUGACUGGAAAGACCGUGCAUUCACCAUUGGAAUUGGAGGACCCGUGGGCUCCGGAAAAACAGCUCUGAUGCUGGCCCUGUCCCGCGCCCUGCGUGACCAGUACAACAUCGCAGCUGUCACCAAUGACAUCUUCACCAGAGAAGACGCCGAGUUCCUCACCCGCCACAAAGCCCUCGCCCCCUCGCGCAUCCGAGCCAUCGAAACCGGCGGAUGCCCGCACGCUGCCGUCCGCGAAGACAUUUCCGCCAACCUGCUCGCCCUGCAAAACCUACAGCGUCAGUUCCAAACCGACCUGUUGCUGAUCGAGUCCGGCGGCGACAACCUAGCGGCAAACUAUUCGCGCGAGCUCGCUGACUUCAUUAUCUACGUGAUCGACGUGGCGGGCGGCGACAAAGUGCCGCGCAAGGGCGGGCCCGGCAUCACGGGAUCGGACCUGCUGAUCGUGAACAAGAUCGAUCUGGCGGAAGCCGUGGGUGCAGACCUGAAGGUGAUGGAGCGGGAUGCAGCAAAGAUGCGCGAGGGUGGACCGACAGUGUUUGCGGUCGUCAAGGAGGGGAAGGGCCUGGAUCACAUUGUCAACUUGAUUAUCAGCGCGUGGAAGGGAAGCGGCGCGUACGAGCUGAGCUUGCAACGGUGGAAGGAGGGUGCGCCGAAGAACUCUGGAAGCUUGGAAGAGUAG
Molecule: messenger RNA, 816 nt
Organism: Penicillium macrosclerotiorum
Lineage: Eukaryota; Fungi; Ascomycota; Eurotiomycetes; Eurotiales; Aspergillaceae
Product: urease accessory protein UreG
Exons: 3
Coding region: 1-816 (271 amino acids)
Molecular function (GO): nickel cation binding; GTPase activity
Source: RefSeq, a predicted model, not a curated record